CCUCAAUUGCAAUUGCAUCAAUAUAUUGCUUACUAUUUUUGUCACACAUUUGGUGCAUAACACUAACAUCCACUAGCCAAAAAGCCCUUAAAAAAUAUGUCCUCUUCAUCAGCAGAAUCGAAAAUGGCCUUGGCCAAGACUGUUUUAUCGACAGUAGGUUCUGUUGCUGCGACAACCAUGUUGGUUCGUUCGAUAAUCCACGACUAUAUACCCCGGGAACUCCAUGACUAUCUCUUCUUUGGACUCAAAAACAUGUUCACUAAGUUCUCGAAUCAGCUAACGAUGGUGAUUGACGAAUUUGAUGGCCUCGUCAACAACGAAAUUUAUGAAGCUGCUGAGAUCUAUUUGGGAAACAAGUUGUCACCUAACAUCCAUCGACUUAAAAUUAGUAAGCCUGAGAAGGAGAAGAAUUUCAACAUCGCGAUGGAACGUAAUGAGGAGGUGACAGAUGUUUAUAAUGGACAGACAUUCAAGUGGAUUUGGCUCUGUAGACAAACAGAGUCUAAACACUUCUAUAAUUCCGGGGACAUAAAUUCCACUCUAAAAUCUGAAAUCAGGUCCUUUGAGGUCACAUUUCACAACAAAAACAAGGACCUUGUCCUUAAUUCGUACUUGCCUCACAUCAUGAAAGAAGCAAAAUUGCUAAAACACGUAAACAAGACGAUCAAGAUUCACACUGUGGAUUGCGAGAGAAUGUACAAUUUACACGAAAUGUGGAAGCCGGUGAAUCUUGAUCAUCCAGCCACAUUUGAGACAAUCGCGAUGGAAUCAGACCAAAAAGACAUGAUCUUGAAGGAUUUGGAGAGAUUCGUGAAGAGGAAAGAUUAUUAUAGGAAAGUUGGCAAGGCAUGGAAAAGAGGGUAUUUGCUGUUUGGUCCUCCAGGGACAGGAAAAUCGAGUUUGAUUGCUGCGAUGGCUAAUUAUUUGAACUUCGAUAUAUAUGAUUUGGAGUUGACAACGCUGAGGGGGAACAUGGAGUUACGGAGAUUGUUGGUUGCCACAGCCAAUAAGUCCAUUUUGGUGGUGGAAGACAUUGAUUGUACCAUUGACUUGCAAGAUAAUUUGGCUAAUCGAGCUUCCGUUGUUCAUUCAAUUAAUGGUUUUCGUAUGCAAGAAAGCAAGGUGACCUUAUCAGGUUUACUGAAUUUUAUUGAUGGAUUGUGGUCGAGUUGUGGAGACGAAAGAAUCAUAAUUUUCACAACAAAUCACAUAGAGAAACUCGAUCCUGCAUUGUUACGACCUGGUAGAAUGGACAUGCACAUUCACAUGACAUAUUGCACACCUUGUGGCUUCAAACUUCUUGCUACCAAUUACUUAGGUAUUAAAGAUCAUAAAUUGUUCAAAGAAAUUGAGGAAUUGAUUGACAUAGCCAAUGUGACACCAGCAGAAGUGGCAGAACAAUUGUUGAAGGAAGAUGAAAUUGAUGAUUCCCUUAAAGGGUUGAUUAAUUUUCUUCACAAAAAGAUAAAAGAGAAUGAAGAGGGAAAGGCUAAUAAAGUAGAAAUAACUCAAGUGGAUUCUGUUGAUGAAAAGAAGGAAAAUGUUGAAAAUGAGAUUAAAGAAAAGGGAUUACCAAAUGGGGAAAGUUAAAUUGCGGGCAAAAAAAAAAAGAAGAAGAAGAAAGGCUAUUAUAGAAUAUGACACUUUUUUUCCCUUUUAAUUUGGUCUAUAUAAAUAAUAA
This is a messenger RNA of Solanum dulcamara, 1681 nucleotides long. Its product is annotated as protein HYPER-SENSITIVITY-RELATED 4-like. The transcript is spliced from 3 exons. Lineage: Eukaryota; Viridiplantae; Streptophyta; Magnoliopsida; Solanales; Solanaceae. The coding region runs from base 97 to 1590 and encodes 497 amino acids. Gene Ontology annotation, molecular function: ATP hydrolysis activity; ATP binding. The record is from RefSeq and is a predicted model, not a curated record.